Molecule: messenger RNA, 2047 nt
Organism: Dimorphilus gyrociliatus
Lineage: Eukaryota; Metazoa; Annelida; Polychaeta; Dinophilidae
Source: the annotation of a GenBank genome assembly
GAUGUUUGUACAUGUUUACGGUGGUGGUGGUGCAACUGAAAAUUGUGAGGAAUGUUCUUUAAUUGAUGGAACUUCAACUGUUUCUGAAUGUAGUAAAUGUAUAUCUGGAUUUGGUUUAGAACCUACUUCUGCACCAGCUAAACCAAAAUGUUAUCAAUGUCAAAAUGGGUGCUCAGAUUGUACAGUUGAUGAUAGGUCAACACCACCAAAUACAAUUAAUAGAUGUACAAAUUGUCUCCCAAAUUAUGCACUUAACAAUGAGGGAACUUGCAUAAAAUGUCCAUUAAAUUGUAGUGAAUGUAGAAUUGAUCCUGAAAAUCAAAAUAAUACUUUAUGCUUAACAUUUGGCUGUAUUGCAACAGCUUUGAGAGAUGAAGAUUUCACUUGUGAAUCAUGCUCUAUUGAUUAUUGUUCAAUAUGUAGAAAGCAUAUUGAUGACUCAUUUGAAUGUUUGCAAUGUGAUGCUGGUUAUUAUAAAGACAAUACUGGAAAUUGUCAAGCAUGCUCAGAUGGUUGCAGUUUCUGUUUAAAUGGUAUGACUUGUAUACCACAUGGCUGUAAAGAAGGAUUCAUUCGACAUAGAAUAGAUGGAACAUGUAUCCCAUGUCCUGGUGAUGGUGUAGCCAGAUGCUCAUUCAAGAGUAUAACAUCUGAUGAACUGGUAGCAGAAUUAUGUAAAAAUGGCUUUAGGAUUAACACUGCUAAUAGUCCCACAACAUGUGAAGAAUGUGACCCAAAUUGUAAGAAAUGUGAUGUAAAUGGAAUAUCAAAAUGUGAUGUUGAUGAAUGCAAAUCAGAUUAUUUCUUUGAUUCCAGUGAUAAGAAAUGUUAUAGAAAUAAUGAUAAUUGUAUGAAAAGUACAAGACAGAAUGGAAAGAUUGCUUGUUCUUCUUGUAAUACAAACAUAUCAGUUCUUUCUGAUGGAAAAUGUGUAAAUUGUCCAAAUCAAUGUUUGGGUGGUUGUUCAUUUGACAAAACAAAUAACAAAUUUACUUGCAUUUCUUGCAUUAUGGAAUACUAUAAAACCAGGGAUAAUUUCUGUAAAUCUUGUCCUACUGGUUGUAAGACUUGUUCAUUGAUUGGAGAUAAUGUUGAAUGCACUUCCUGUUUGCCAAGUUAUGGAUUAAAGAAAAAUGGAUUAUGUGAAUCUUGCAAUGUUGACAAAUGUCACAAUUGUGAAACAACUCCUGGAGAGGAUUCAUUAGUUUGUACAUCAUGUGCUGAAGCAUUCUGUUUAAAUUCUGAAGAAUGUGGAAAAUGUCCUAUAAAUUGUCUAGAAUGUUCCCACACCAAUAGAUAUGAAUGCACAAAAUGUAUGGCUGGUUAUGCUAAGACACAAGAUGGAACUUGUAUCCCAUGUCCAUCAAAUUGUAAAAUAUGUACAGCCAACUCUAAUAGAGAAAUAAGAUGUGUUAAAUGCGUUUCUAAUAAAUAUUCACUUCAAACCAAGACAGGACAAUGUAUUGUCUGUUCAGAGGCAACAUUUUCACAUUGUGCAACAUGCAGUAUAACACCAAUAAAUGGAAAAACAAAAUGUGAAACCUGUAACAUUGGAUACACCCUUCAAGAUGAUGAAGAAGCCUGUGUUAGUUGUUCAAUAGACAAAUGUGAUCUAUGCAUUCAUGGAAGAGUAUGUUCGGAAUGUAAAGCUGGAUAUUAUGAACAUAAUUAUUAUAGAGAAUGUGCACAAAAAUGCUUUCAAUGCAAAGGAAAUAAAGCUGAUUGUGGAAGAGAUUUAUCAAAAUUCAAUGACACAAUUACUGAUACAGCUAUACAAAUUGUUGACUGUUCAAGUGGAGAUUGUUGGGCCUAUAGACAAGAAAAAUCUGGAAUAGUUACAUAUGUUAGGGAAUGUUCACAUAGAACUUGUACUCUAGCAGCUCAAAAUGAAAAUUGUCAAACAGUUGAAGAUAAGAAGGAAUGUGAAAAAUGUUGUAAAGGUGAUAAAUGCAAUACAUGGGAAUUGGAUGGUAAAGCAGGUGUUGGAAAAAUAGCAUUUGUUGAUUACUUCAUUAUUGUUUUCAGUUUUAUUUUCAUUGUAUUUUAA